This is a messenger RNA of Ictalurus furcatus (blue catfish), 644 nucleotides long. It is a transcript of the gene lyrm4b, whose product is annotated as LYR motif-containing protein 4A. The coding region runs from base 6 to 281 and encodes 91 amino acids. The record is from RefSeq and is a predicted model, not a curated record. Gene Ontology annotation, cellular component: mitochondrion; L-cysteine desulfurase complex. Gene Ontology annotation, biological process: iron-sulfur cluster assembly. Lineage: Eukaryota; Metazoa; Chordata; Actinopteri; Siluriformes; Ictaluridae. The transcript has 3 exons.
AGAAAAUGGCGGCGCCCAGCAGAACGCAGGUGUUAUCGCUGUAUCGGAUGCUUUUGAGGGAAAGCAGCAAAUUUCCUACGUACAACUACAGGACGUACACCCUGCGAAGGGUACGUGAUGCGUUCCGAGAGAACCGGAAUGUCGAGGACCCAAAAGUUCUGGACCAGCUGUUGAACAAAGCACGCGACAAUCUGGCCAUCAUCCAGAGACAGGUAGUCAUAGGAAGGAUGUACGAGGUUCAACGGACCGUAGUGGAAUCCCAGUCGAGGAAAUUCUUCUGACUGGACACAAGUGGACUACGCCGCUGUCUGUAGAGGGGGACCAAGGCUUUUCAGGAAACCGCUGACUGUCUAACACGCCUACAUCGGGGCCUAGGUUGAGGGAGGAGGAGGAGGAUGAUGCCUUUCAGACAAUGUAUACAUUCACUGUUCCCAAAUCACUUACACCCAUUCUGCCUCUUUAUAAAGUCAACUGUGCUGAAGUGCACACUUCACUGAGUACAAAUACAACACAGCGAACACACCACACAGCCUGCUGUUACAGCCCACUAUUAGGAGUCUGUCUUUUUUAAGUUUGCCGAUACAUGUGAUGUGUGUAUUAUUUGUCCUGUUUCAUUAAAGUUAUGUUGCUUUAAGACACCACGA